Molecule: messenger RNA, 1569 nt
Organism: Thamnophis elegans (Western terrestrial garter snake)
Lineage: Eukaryota; Metazoa; Chordata; Lepidosauria; Squamata; Natricidae
Product: vomeronasal type-2 receptor 26-like
Exons: 4
Coding region: 1-1569 (522 amino acids)
Biological process (GO): G protein-coupled receptor signaling pathway
Cellular component (GO): membrane
Molecular function (GO): G protein-coupled receptor activity
Source: RefSeq, a predicted model, not a curated record
AUGACAGCACAAAUAGAUUUCAUUUCACUUCCCUUCAUAAGAAAUGAGGAGAUAGACUUCAUCCAUGGUGCCCUCUCUUUUGCAAUUCAUUCAAACAAAGUGUUCGGAUUCCGGGAAUUUGUUCAGAUGAGAAACCCUGACUUUGACAAAGAGGAUAGCUUUGUCAAGCUUUUCUGGAAAAAUGCAUUUGAAUGUUCAUUUUCCAACUCCAGGAUAAGUGACGUUGAUGAAGAAGAAGUCAUGUGCACUGGAAAGGAGAAACUGGAGACUCUUCCGACAUCUGUGUUUGAAAUGGACAUGACUGGCCACAGCUACAGCAUCUACAAUGCCAUCCAUGUGGUGGCACAUGCUUUGCAUGCCAUGUUGUCAUCAGCAGUCACAUUCAGAACAGAAAACCACAAAGCCAAACUCUCCUUUAUGAAAGAACAAUUCUGGAAGCUCAACCACUUUGUGAGAAGGAUCUCGUUUAACAAUGAUGCAGGAGAUAUGAUUUCCUUCAAUCAGAAUGUUUAUGGACAGUCCCAGCCACUUUCUCUCUGUAAUAGCAAAUGUCAUUCAGGAUAUAGUAAGAACAAAUUAGAAGGGAAGCCAUUUUGCUGCUAUGAUUGCCUUAAGUGUCCAGAAGGGAAGAUUGCCAACCAGGAAGACAUGAAUGAUUGUUUGAAAUGUCAACAAGAUCAGUAUCCAAAUCAGAAUCAGGACUUAUGUCUCUUCAAAGCUGUAACAUUCUUGACGUAUGAAGAAACUUUGGGAAUAGUUUUGACCAGUUUUGUUCUCUUCUUUUCUUCAAUCACUGCUGUAGUUCUUUGGAUAUUUGUUAAGUAUCAAGAUACUCCCAUAGUCAAAGCCAACAACCUAACUCUCACCUAUAUCCUCCUUGUUGCUCUCAUGUUGUCUUUCCUUUGUUCUUUAUUAUUCAUUGGCCAACCUUCCAAAGUGAUGUGCAUCCUUCGUCAAACUGCUUUUGCCAUUAUAUUCUCAGUGGCCAUUUCUUGUGUUUUGGCCAAAACCAUCAUUGUGGUUAUAGCUUUCAUAUCCACCCAGCCAGGUUCCAAGAUGAGCAAAUGGGUGGGGAAAAGACUAGGCUUCUUCAUAGUAUCUUGCUGCUCCUUUAUUGAGGGUAUUAUAUGUGCUACAUGGCUUUCCACCUCUCCCCCAUUCCCAGAUGUUGACAUGAGAUCCAUGGCAGAAGAAAUAGUUCUGGAAUGUAACGAAGGAUCCGCCUACAUGUUCUACUGUGUCUUGGGAUAUAUGGGCUUCCUUGCCUUUGUUAGCCUUACAGUGGCUUUCCUGGCAAGGAAAUUGCCUGAUGCUUUCAAUGAAGCUAAGUUUAUCACCCUCAGUAUGUUGGCCUUCUGUAGUGUCUGGUUGUCCUUUAUUCCAACAUACUUGAGCACCAAGGGAAAAUAUAUGGUUGCUGUGGAGAUCUUCUCAAUUAUAACUUCCAGUGCUGGUUUAUUGAUUUGUAUCUUUUCCCCUAAAUGCUACAUUCUUAUGUUGAGGCCUGAUCACAACAAGAAAGAACAGCUAAGAGUAAAAAAUAUAAGGCAAGAAUAUAAUACUGGAUAG